UCAUUGUUCCUUGAAAGGCUAAAAACUUCCCUAAUUAGCACGUGUAAGGUGACAUCUUUGGUCAUUAACAUACUCAAGUAGCAGGUAAGUACAGCAGCAGCAGUUGCAAAAAUUAAAAGUUAUCCAACAGAGCAAGGCUUCGCUUGCUUACAUUCGUACUACACAGAUGAGCUAAGGAUUGUUUUAGAGCUUGCACAAAGCAUGUAGCUGUUCCUUUUCUGUUGAAUUUUGUUAUCCAUCUAUGUGGAUUCAGGUUCCUGAUGAUAGUUUUGACAUCAACAGUAAGGUCUACUUUUAUCCAAAGCAUAAUUGUGCACACCCUCACCGUAAGAUGGAGUUGAAAUUGUGUUUUGUUUUCAUUGCCAGAAUUCCCUGUCGUUGCUGGCGUGGGGAGGGGAGGAACUAGAACCAGACCUUGAGUUAGUCAAACAUUUGAAACUUCUACAACUUCAGGGAAAUCCACCUGCUGUGUUCUUUCUGGGCUUGCUACCCUUUGGCUCACAUUUGGGACCAACCUUUCAAAGUGAUGCAUUAUUUACAAGUUUUUCCAUCCAGCCCUCAAUACUGUGAUCAUCAACAUAGUACAAAAUGUGCCGCAGGAUUGUUUGAAAAUGGCCUCAGGUGUUCACUGGAGCUACUUCAACACUGAGCCAUCUGCUCGGUCUCCGUUCUCGCCCUCCACCAGGACUAUCUGCACUUGUGUGGACGAGCGGCUUCCUUCUUACUGCUCCGGAGCAGCUGUUGUCUGGAUGCUGGACCGCGGGGUUUCACUCUGUUACCCGAUUUAGAGUGCCUGGGGCCUAGCGCUGUUUGCUCCUCCACUGAUGAGAAAGCUCUUGUUCAUACACUGUAAGGAAGAACAAAGUGCAUAUUUCGGGAUUUGCAGCGUUAGAAAUUAGGGGAUAUGAACCAAAGGAGUGAGAGGGAGAGUAAUAGUGAGCUACCAUAGGUAAAUGAGUUUUGCUUUGCUUUAUUUUACAGAGCAGCUUCUGUCACUGUGAAAAUAGCUUUCCCAGGGACCGGGUAUUCAGGUCCUGCAGUGUCACAGGCAGGGCAUACAGAGGGACUUGUGGAGAUGGAGUCAGCUCGAGAACAGGCUGUGUACAGUGGCUCCUCUUUUCUGUGUGGAUGAUAGUCAUAGAAAUACAACCUGAUACUUAGUAAGAUGUAGUACCAGAAUUUUCUCAUUUCUCAGUUUAUCAAGAGAUGCAGGGCUCCAAAAUGGCACGUGGCAGAUUACAGGCAUCAGACUGACUGUUUGAUGGAUGGUUCUCUUGGCAACUUUCUUACCACUGUCUGCUGAAGUUCCCUAGUUGCUUUUUUAAGCAGUUCUAUCCUGGAGAAAGGGAAUCUUUAAUGUACUCUGUAUAGGUUUAAAUAUAGAAAUGAUAGUAUCUGGGGUGUUCUCUUCUGCAUUCCGGCAUUUCAGAGGCUGUACCAUUUGACAGAGAAGAACGACUUUACUUACCUAUUUAUGUGACUAUUAAUGCAUGGCUCCAGGAAGAGGAAAGGACUGAAGAGGUUUUUACUGUACAAAGAGUGAAAACAGAAUCCAUUCAGAAAAAUUGUAGAAUCCACAUAGAAAAAAGGUACUAUCGACUCUUCUCAUUUCUGAAAAUUACUGGAAGGAAUGAUAAUCCAGUUGAGAGAAUGUCUGUCUUGGUGACAGUUUUCAGCUCUGAAUGAAGAGAUUUUUUUUUUUAAGUGAAAGGAAGAUAAUACCCUGGUACAUUGUAGGUGGCGCGGCUUCUACAUGUGGAAACGAUUUGACAUAAAGGCAGCUCGAUGAACCGAGACUUUGAGCAGAACACAAAGUAAUUAUAGUGGGACUGGAUAAUGCAGGGAAAACCACCAUUCUUUAUCAAUUCUUAAUGAAUGAAGUGGUUCAUACUUCUCCGACCAUAGGAAGCAAUGUUGAAGAAAUCGUUGUGAAGAACACUCAUUUUCUUAUGUGGGAUAUCGGGGGCCAGGAGUCGCUGCGGUCGUCCUGGAACACAUACUACUCCAACACAGAGUUCAUCAUUCUUGUGGUGGACAGCAUUGACAGGGAGCGACUAGCUGUUACAAAAGAAGAAUUAUACAGAAUGUUGGCUCAUGAGGAUUUAAGGAAGGCAGCUGUGCUUAUCUUUGCCAACAAGCAGGAUAUGAAAGGGUGCAUGACCGCUGCUGAGAUCUCUAAAUACCUCACCCUUAGCUCCAUUAAGGACCACCCGUGGCACAUUCAGUCCUGCUGUGCUCUAACAGGGGAGGGGUUAUGCCAAGGUCUGGAGUGGAUGACUUCCCGGAUUGGCGUGAGAUAAUAUUUUUGCUGGAAAGAGACUCUUCUAUUUAAUCUGUGACAUGAACAUUUUUUCCUAGUAUCUUUGGCUGCUAAGGCAGCAGCAUGUUUAAUUUAUAACAACACAAACCUCUAUAAGCAACACUUGAAUCAAGUGCAGCUGAACUGGAACAUAAAAGAUUUUUUUUCAUAAUUUUCUUUUUAAAUGCACUAAUCUUCGGUUGGAUGAACAUUAUGUAUGUUUUCAACGACAAGAACCCUUCCGACUGCUUACUUUAAUUAUUCAGUGACUGCCUUGUAAAACACUUGUUUGUCACGUGUUCAGUGUUUUCAGAAGUAUUGAUAUAACCUUUUUGACCAAUUUCUUUCGGUUCUUGACUCCCACCCCCGCCCUCCCAGAGGGUUACAGUUUGACCGAGCAGUGGUGGGAAUCCCCUGCUAUUGCUUGCGGACUUCUCUGGUACAAAACAUAAUCCCUCCAUGAACUCUUUAUCUUUUGAACAGAAUUUAUUAUAAAGAAAGAAAUCUAAUUGUUUCUCGGCCUUUUGGCUAAGAUCAAGUGUAGAAAGAAAUCUUCCUGGAAGGUAUAUAUAAAAAGGAAAAUUAAAAUUAAACGUCAUAAAUACUUGCCUUUUAACUUCCCUCACAUUGUUGCACGUGGCGGUAUAAUUUUAAGUUGCUAUUGACAUGUAAAUUAAGUAUUCUGUUUAUCUGAAGGAAUUUAUUUCACUUUUCUGCCUGCAAGAUUUGGUCCAAAACUAAUCAGGAUGAGGUAUUUGAGAACCCAGCUUUCAUAGUAGAUAUUGUUGGCUAAAGCUGGUAUUUUUAAGAAUGUUACGUUAUUCAAUGCAUAUAUAACUAUCAAGUCAUUACAGUGUACUAGCACUGAAAUUAAAAUAUACUAUUCAUUUAAAAACCAUUUUGUUAGUAAAAUUGCAGCUCUUUUAUUUGCAGGAGUGAUCGUUUCUGCUUUGGGAAGUACCUAAAGCAGAAGUGAGCAAUCCUUUUUUUAUUUCUUAAAAUUUGAAAUGCAUGUCAGCAUUUUUGCCACCAGCGCAAUAUUACUUUUAAAAAAAUGGUGCUUUUCUUAAAUCUUUUUGUGGGUGUUGUGUAAUAGGCUUGAAACAUUGCCAUCUUUAUAAUUAUACUUUGUAUUCUAAAAUCACAUAGCAAACUACUAAAUCUAAUCUUACUUUUUAGGAUAUUACUGUGACACUGAAAAGUUGACAUCCUUAACUUACAAAUUAAAAAAAUAAAAUGGAGAAGUCAUAAUCUAUCAAAAGCUUAUUUGUUGAAUACAACUAAAACUUUGAGGCAGUUGUCGAAUAUGAAAAAUACUCUAAGCAGUACAUACCUUAAAUUAAGAGGGAGGACAGUAUGUAACUUCAUUCUUGUUUAUUUCAAGUGAAAGAAAUUUUGCUGUAAUGAAAGGGAUAGAAUGUGUACCUAGUAAUUCAUUUUUGCCGUAUCUUUUCAUCAGGAUCAAGAAAAAUUUCAGUGUUCAUAAGAAUUUCAAAAUUCCUGUUCAAAAGUGAUAUUUUAAUUUUAAUAUUUAUCUAUAAGUUUAUUAAUUUUGCUCUUUUCAGAUGUGCUUGGUUAAUUUUAUUUAGAUGAAUUAUUUAGUGGAACUUGGCAACAUUUCUCUGAUUUUCGUUUAGUAGUAGCCUACCCUGGAAUGAAAAGUGGCCGGAAGAAAGCUUUCUGGAUUUGGGGAAAUUGUUUACUUUUAUUUUGAACCUUUUCUCUUACUGAUUGUAUACUAAGUAGUGGAUAAGUUUAGUUUUGUUUUUAAUGUAACCAUGAUCAAGAAUGUGAGAGAAAAGCAGCUGUAACCCCUCUGGAUGCUCUGUGGUGUGUGUGUGCGCGAUACACAAAUACCCUUUGCCUAAAGCACAUUUUGCCUGAAUUUCUACUUGGUUUUAUUGUUUACCAUAAAUACUAAGGAUGAUUCUCAUUAAGUCUGUUUUCAGAAAACAGACUUAAUACUCAAGUAUUUCCUUAUGAAAUAAUAAUCUGCCUUGUAUCUAAUAAGAGUGGCUGGCUCAAUUUUCUUCUAUCAAACUAUAUGAUUAUUUUUUAUAUUACCACAUCAGCAUUAUAUUGAAAGUGUUUUUAACAGUCAAUUGUAUUUUGUCAAACAGCUACUAGAAUAGACUCAGAUGUCCAAUUUGGUUUAAAAUACCACUUAUUUUCUGAAUCUUUUUUUUAAAAGUCUGUUACUUUUGCAUUAGAAGUGAUGUGCGUAUUUAUUGAGGGUGAUCUCUCCGUUCAUGUAGACUUUGUGCCAGUGAUUGGGAGGUUCAAGUAACACUUUUUGAAAGGUGAAAAGGUUUUCCUCAGAUCUUUCCUGUUAGAAUAAUGUGAAAACUGAUGAUCCUUUACUCCAAGAGAAUGUUCUGACCCCAGCAAGUAUCCAAUACUAAAACAUUGAUUUUGACUUGACAUUGAUUGCAAAACAGCCAACUUUGUAAGACAAAUAUCUUAAGAAAUGUGGUGUGUUUGUGCCUUUAUUCACAUGUUGAGAUAAGUCCUCGAGCUUGUACUGUCCCUGUGCUUCAGAGUCACACUAACAGCUAAGUAGUUUAAGAAGGGAAUGAUUUGAAUUUUACCUUCUCUUUCAGCUUCGCAUCUUACUUAGCAAAGUUACUAAUAAGUAGAAAGCAAGGAACUCAGCACAUUUCCCUUAGAUCAGUCUACGUUUUAUUUCAGUUGGAGGAUAAAUAAUUAAAUUUUAACCAAAAGAUUUUUAACAUGUUAGAGCUAAAAUAUGUAACUACCAUGCCAUGUUCAAAUAUGACAUUUUCCUUAAUUCUAAACAUUUUAUGUUCUUUAUCUUUAACCCAGUCAUUCUUAUUGAAAGCAUUUUGAGAAUUCUUUUAGGAUCAAUAAUCCCUUUUUAAAGGAAUUUACAGAAUAUUUUUAUGAUUAGUGUAAUUUAAUUUCUAAAACUCUAAAAUCUGUAAAUAUAACCUGUUGAAAACUAAGGAUUAAAUAUUUUUUGCUUUUAGAUCCUUGUGUCAGUAUACUUAAAGGUAUUAUUUUAUUAUGUAUUCUUUGGAAAGGUAAUACAAGUUUUAUUAAUUAAAAUAAUCUUUAAAUGGCAGUACCCGGCAUAACCAUAGCCAUUUUGGUUAAGCAUAGAUUAAUCUUGACUAUCAAAAGUAUAAAGAGAAUAAUUGUUUUCAGCAGAAACAGUGAGUGACACAGACAGUGCUAUUAAUAAUAUUCUCUGAAGAGUUACAGAAAUGUCAAAGCAAAGAUUUUGUUUGUUUUCUUUCUUUCUUUUUCUUUUGGUACCGGGGAUCGAACUUGGGGCUUUGUGCUUGUAAGGCAGUCAGCAGAACCACUGAGCUAAAUCCCUGCCCCUGCAAAGAAGAUUUUGAACAAAACUGACUUUUUUUAAGUCCUUGGUAUAGUUACUUAGGUGAAAUGUUAGAUGGAAUCAUUUCUGAAUGGCACUCAUUUAUUUAAUCCUUAACUUUGUAAAACCAUGCAUUAGGAAAAUGUAGUGAUACGACUCGAUGAGUAAGUUUUGUUGAGGUUCAUUUUUGGAGACCACCUUUGAAUGUAAUUUUAAAUCUGUCUUUGGAGCCAAUAAAUCUUCACAUUUAAAAUCAGUUCAAAGAGAUGAUUUUCUGUUUGGUUUAGGUAAAAUCAUUUUAAGAUACACAUGCUAUCUUGUAUCUAGUAGAAUAUUGUAUUGGCUACCUGAAGAAAUAGGUUUGCAUCUUAACUUGACCAUUUAUCAUUUUUUUUUUAGUUGACCUGCUUUUGGUUUUUCCCGUAGUGAGGAACUUCAGCAAAUUAGAGCUCUCCCGUGUCUUUUAGGUUGAAAAUUCUGAGCCUUUAUUACUAACAGUUUUUAAAGCCCCAAAUAAUAGGGAAAUGUGUGUGAUAUGGAAUUAAACUUAUUCUGUUAUCUGAUUCCCAUUCAAUCAUUUCAUUUAGUAUAUGAAUGCAAUCAAGUAGGAAAAUAAAGUAUCACUUAAUAACUAAUAUUCACCUUAAAUCAAACUAGUAGCUAAUGACAAUACAAAAGCGAAAACAAGCAUGCUAAGAAAAUUUAAAAGUAAUUAUAAAGCAUCAGUGAAUGUUGGAAGUAACCUCUUCUAGAAAGUUUACCUUGCUUAUUUUUCUGGUUUUACUAAUUGGUUGGAAGUGGUUGGGUCAUUUUAUUGCCUUUAGAUGAUACCCCAAGCUCCAGUUCUGUUUAACUUUCCAUUGUUGCAGGGAUAAUGUGAUCAGGCUGUCAAUAUUUAGUUAGCCAGGGUUUGUAUACAUCUGAAACUGCUUUGCAUUCAGGGUUAGCUUUUUCAUACUGAUUUUACUCAUUUAAUAUUAUUGUGAAGACUGAAACUCCAAGCCAGCUCCCCCCCAAAAAUGAGUGCUCUUUGAAGGAGGCUGAAGCAAGAGGGUUGCAAGAUAGAGUCCAGCCUGGAAAACUACUGAGAACUUAUUUCAAAGUAAGAGCUGAGGCUGUGGCUCAGUGAGAGAAAGGAGAUAUCUUGUCUAGCGUGUACGGGGCUGUGUUCAGUUCUCAGUACUGCCCCUCCCAAAAAAAUCAUAGGUGGCCCAAGCUAAAUAGAGAAAGUGAAUGUAAGAAAUAGGUUUGACAGUAUUGACUACUGUAGGUAGGCUUAAAGUUGGCUUUAAAGUGUACAAGAUUUAGUGAAAUGUUUGGAAAAUGUUAUUUGGAGGUUUAGAGGCAUACCUAGAAACAAACUCAGAACAUUUAAAAUUUAAAACUUGGAGUGGAAAUAGCUUCAGAAAGAUACUACAAAAGAGAAAGCAGAAAAACGAGUCUCUCCUUCCUCCCAUGUAAGGCCCUUAAAAUCACUAGUCUUUCACUGCAGAUGGCUUAUAUUAUUUUUACUGUGGCUAAAAAACUGAAGACUGAUUAGAUGUUUAGAAUUUGGCGCUGUAGUCAGAGGCAUCCUUUGCAUUUCUUUAAAAAACAGUAAUCUACAUUUUCUCCUGGAAGUGGAGAAGUAAUGUGCGGUUCAUGGCUUUUGGAAUAGAAAAUGGAGUUCUCAAAGAAUGGUAAUGUUCUAGCACUCAAACUUUUAAAGUUUUAAUUAAAAAUUUACCUCGUACUUUAAUCCACAAGGUGCUUUGUUUAAGUCUGUGCACUUUUACGCUGUCCCAUACAUACCCUCCUUCACACAAACUGUGUGUGAAAUAUACAGAUUUUACCACUUAGGGACAUUCCCUGGGGAUUUUGUUUUCUUCUUUAUUGUUAACCACCAGCAGGGUAAACAUGAUUGGUCAGAUUUACAUACAGUUUUCGUUCAAGCACAUGAGCAAGUGCCUAGUCAGUACUUAAUUAGUUAUAUAAAAUAAAGGAAAAGAAAAGAAAUUCGCUUUGAUUGGAGUAUGCAGUUAAGUAAGUUUACUUCAGCAUUGGUGCCAUGGCAAAUGACUAUCACUUCCUCACACUUGCAUAAGAACUAUCUGCAUGUUUUGGCCCUAUUCAUGAGACUACAGUGCGACCAGCCUGACAUACAAAUGACUUGUGUUAAUUAGGCUAAUGGAACAUUCAUCUGCCUCUUGUUGUCUAUAGCGGGUACCCAGGGAAACAUCCAGAUCUCAGCAUAACUAAGUUACCACUAGCCCUCGGGAACCAAUCGAGUUUGUAAGUCAAGGGUCCACCGUAUACUCUCUAAUUUUACAUUGUCCCUCAGGAAAUUCAGAAACUUUGAUUUUUUUUUUUUUAUUCUCUUGGAGCAAACUCGGUGUAGUUAUGAAAACUUUUAAUUUUGAUUUUUAAAGAGUUUAGGGCCGGGGAUUUAGCUCAGCGGUU
Messenger RNA from Fukomys damarensis (Damara mole-rat), 8078 nucleotides. RefSeq names its product ADP ribosylation factor like GTPase 5B (gene Arl5b). Gene Ontology annotation, molecular function: GTPase activity; GTP binding. Gene Ontology annotation, biological process: vesicle-mediated transport; protein localization to Golgi membrane; intracellular protein transport. Bases 1872 to 2300 code for a protein of 142 amino acids. Lineage: Eukaryota; Metazoa; Chordata; Mammalia; Rodentia; Bathyergidae. Gene Ontology annotation, cellular component: cytoplasm; trans-Golgi network. The transcript is spliced from 6 exons. The record is from RefSeq and is a predicted model, not a curated record.